CUGAAGGAAAAGAAAAACAUGGCCGCAAAAUUCACUAGAGUGUGGAAACCCCAUUUCAGAGAAAAUACGGCGGAAUAACUUUUCCGGCCGUAUUAUCUCCGGCAAUGCCGGCAUGCACUUUGCCGGCAGCCGUCAAGGAGCAGAAGAGUUUCCUGGAAUCUCUUCUGCAGAGACAUGGCGCCGUUCUAUUACGUGGCUUCCAUACUACAGCCACAGCUGAAGACUUCAACGACGUCAUUGAAGCCUUUGGCUAUGAGGAUCUGCCGUAUGUCGGCGGCCCCUCUACUAGGACUGAAGUAGUCGGACGGGUUUACACUGCGAACAACGCCCCGCCUCACCGGAAACUCCAUUUCCAUCAUGAAAUGUCCCAUCUGCCAUCGUAUCCUCGCAAGCUGUUUUUCUUUUGCGAAGAAGUAGCGGCUUUCGGGGGUGAAACCCCUAUACUUCUAAGCCAUAUUGUGUACGGAAAAAUGGAAGAAAAAUACCUAGAAUUUGUCGAAAAAUUAGAGGAAUUGGGAUUGAUAUAUACAAUAUUUGCGGAGGAAGAAGACGAUGAUUCAUCUGCCCUUGGCCGUGGCUGGAAAUCUAUGUUUCAUACGGAAGAUAAGAUUGUGGCUCAACAAAGAGCGGCAAAGUUAAACACAAAGUUGGAAUGGAUGGAGAACGGCGUGAAGAUGAUAAUGGGGCCCACCCCGGGAAUCAAACGGGACGAAACAAGGCCGUGCAAGACAUGGUUCAACUCCAUAGCGGCUGCUUACACCGCGGAGGGUGGCGACCGGAAGGAUUCCGAGAAGAUGGGGGUGAGCUUUGGCGACGGAAGCCCUUUGCCGGAAAAUGUAAUCCAUGACUGUCUGAAAAUCAUGGAAGAGGAAAGCAUUGAUAUUCCAUGGCAAAAAGGAGACCUUUUGAUGAUUGAUAAUCUUGCAGUUCUUCACUCUCGAAAACCAUUCACCCCUCCACGUAGGAUAUUAGCUGCAUUCUGCAAAUAGCUCUUGCAUCUU
Salvia hispanica is the source of this 1001-nucleotide messenger RNA. Lineage: Eukaryota; Viridiplantae; Streptophyta; Magnoliopsida; Lamiales; Lamiaceae. The record is from RefSeq and is a predicted model, not a curated record.